Acanthocheilonema viteae is the source of this 690-nucleotide messenger RNA. The record is from the annotation of a GenBank genome assembly. Lineage: Eukaryota; Metazoa; Nematoda; Chromadorea; Rhabditida; Onchocercidae.
AUGUCGCGCUUUUUGAAACCCGUCGAUUAUAGUGAUGAUGAUGAGUCUCGACUAGUUAGAGCAAAACCAAUUGAUCCAAAGUUUGCUCGCAAAUUGGGCAAUUAUGCUGCUGGCAAAGAUUUUAUUACUGGAAGUUUGAAAUCGCAACAGGAACUGAGAGAAAGUAAUAUAGUUGUGGAAAACGAUCCAAAUGCAAGGGAAAUAAUGGAUGAAAAAACUAAAUUAGAACAAUGUAACAAACUUGGUGCAAAAAUAUUGAAAGCGAAGCUGCAAGGAAAAAUAGCUUUGGUAGAAAAAUUAGAGAACGAGUUGCAUGCACUAAAAGGAGAUGGACAAGGCCUAUCUUCGACUUGCAAAAUAUUGCUUACAACUGAUGGAGGUGAUGUGCGCAUGCCUGCUACUGUGAAGCACGAAACAAAGAAUUUAAAAAGUCGUGGAAAAAUCGACGCAAUUUAUCAUGCUGACAAAAGUAUUCGCGAUAUGAUAGCUGAUGAGAAAGAGACAACAUCUGCUGAUCAUAUUUUUAGCGCUGUUAAGGCUGCAGCGAAACAUCGAACGGAUGAUGAUUGGGUGGUUGAUGAUGCAAUGAUGAGCGUGAAACGAUCACGGAUGAGAGAAGAGAAAGAGAAGAGGAAAAAUCGAGACAGUCUAAUAAAAGGAUUUACGAAUAUUACCGUAGAAAUUCAAUAG